This is a messenger RNA of Lotus japonicus, 2815 nucleotides long. Its product is annotated as probable serine/threonine-protein kinase WNK7. Gene Ontology annotation, cellular component: cytoplasm. NCBI's taxonomy places the organism in Eukaryota, Viridiplantae, Streptophyta, Magnoliopsida, Fabales, Fabaceae. Gene Ontology annotation, biological process: protein phosphorylation; intracellular signal transduction. The record is from RefSeq and is a predicted model, not a curated record. The coding region runs from base 495 to 2684 and encodes 729 amino acids. Gene Ontology annotation, molecular function: protein serine/threonine kinase activity; ATP binding. The transcript has 6 exons.
UUUCGCAUCCCAUGGCUUCUAAUCUUCUCUCUCUUCCAUAACAAUCAGCAUUGCUCAUUGUUCCCUUUUUUCCCCCAUUUUUUUGAGAAUUUUCCCCCUUUUUCCCUCUGGAGAUUGGGCAAUGGGAGACCCAUCCAGUAAAAUUUAAACCUUUUCAAGGUUUUGGUACCUGGGUCGGUGGAAAUAUUGAAUUUUUUCGAAGAAGAAAAUGGUGGUGUUGGGUUUUGUUUGAGGAUGAAUUUUGGCUUUGACAUGGAAUGUGAGGCUUUGAAUCUUGGUUCAUUGCCUCCAACCAAUGCCAUUGAAUGCCAAUACCAGCUGCUAUUUGGCAUUCUAUUCCUUCUUCAAUCAAACCUUACCUUUCUCCAUUCCAAUCAGAAGCUGAACCUCGUACUAUAAAAAAUAGAAAUAUAUAAAUUAUAAGAAGAUAUAUAAUAGCAAGGUUAAAAUCCCUUGUGCUGUUUGCUUUGUAGGGUUGCAAUUUAGCAACCAGAAUGAAUUCUGGUUCUGUGUUAGCAUUACCUCCUACUUCAGACAAUGUGUUCAGAACAAGGGAGCCUCCUGAUUUUGAGGAUGAUACUGUGGAGAGAGAUCCCACCGGCCGAUACCUAAGGUACAAUGAAAUUUUGGGCAGGGGUGCCUUCAAGACUGUUUAUAGGGGCUUUGACGAAGUUGAUGGAAUAGAAGUUGCUUGGAACCAAGUUAAGAUUGACGGCCUCUUGCAUUCAGUAGAUGAUCUAUCAAAAUUGUAUUCUGAAGUUAAUCUAUUGAAGUCUUUAAAACAUGAUAAUAUCAUUAAGUUCUAUAAUUCUUGGAUUGAUGAUAAGCAGAAAACUGUUAACAUGAUCACUGAACUCUUCACAUCUGGAAACUUGAGGCAAUAUCGUAAGAAGCAUAAAUAUGUUGAAAUUAAAGCCAUAAAAUGUUGGGCCAGGCAGAUUCUUCAAGGCUUAGUAUAUCUUCACAGUCACAAGCCACCUAUUAUUCAUAGAGACUUGAAAUGCGACAACAUCUUUGUGAAUGGAAACCAAGGAGAAGUUAAAAUAGGAGACCUUGGUUUGGCAAUUGUCAUGCAGCAACCAACUGCCCGAAGUGUUAUUGGUAACGUAUUACUUUCCGAAAAUGUGAUGUUUUUAUUUAAUCAUACUGGUCCUUUAGGUAGUACUAAAAUAUGUUUUUGCCUAUAUUUCUCCAUUCUAAAAGGGACCCCUGAGUUUAUGGCUCCAGAACUAUAUGAAGAGGAAUACAAUGAACUUGUUGACAUCUAUUCUUUUGGGAUGUGCAUAUUGGAGAUGAUUACUCUUGAGUAUCCCUAUAUUGAAUGCAAAAAUCCAGCUCAAAUUUAUAAGAAAGUUACCUCGGGUAUCAAACCCGCUUCCCUUGAUAAGGUGAGUGAUCCCGAAAUUAAAGAGUUUAUUGAGAAAUGUCUGGUUCCAGCAUCCGAGAGAUUGUCUGCAGAGGAGCUUCUUAAAGACCCAUUUCUACAGACACCUAUUCAAACUCCGAGAGCUGUAGACAUGGUCAAACCUGGUUCUCUAUCUAUGGACAUAGAUAAUGACUGCAAACAGCUUUGUGUGAGUAACAGUGCUGAAAGCAACCAAGGAAGUUCACAUUGUCCUGUUUUUGAAGUCCAAAGGACAAAUAAGAACAAUGCAUUUAGGUUAAAAGGGACUAAAAAUGACGAUAACUCAGUAUCUUUGACCUUGCGUAUUGCGGAUACAUCUGGUCGAGUGAGGAAUAUACAUUUUCUCUUUUACCUUGAUACAGAUACUGCAGUCUCUGUGGCCUCAGAGAUGGUUGAACAUUUGGAGUUGGCCGAUCACGAUGUGGCUUUCAUAGCUGAGCUUAUUGAUUACUUGAUAGUGAAACUUCUACCUUGGUGGAAGCCCUCACCUGAUCAUAAAUCAAGUGGAGAAUUUAGUCUUAACGGUGGUGGGUCUACAACGGCAGACAGUGAAACCUUUAUGGCGUGCUCAUGCGGUUCUGUCCUUACUAGUUUUCCCUCUAAAUUAGCUAUUGACCAGCACAACUUCUAUGGGUUUAACACAGCUCCUGGAGAAAGUUUUAUGACUGCUGAGAAGAGUUGUUCUUACAAAAAUGUUGAUAAUGCCUGUUUUGACAGUGUUAGUGAUUAUAAGUCUUCUCCUAGUUUGUUUACCUCUGGGUUUAACACAACCCCUGGAGAAAGUUUUAUGACUGCUGAGAAGAGCUGCUUUUACAAAAAUGCUAAUAAUGCCAGUUUUGACAGUGAUUAUAUGUCUUCUCCUAGUUUGUUUAACUUGGAAGAUCGAUAUUCACAAGAAUCCGGAGCAUCUGAAAUAGUUAUUGAAGAUGCUUCUGUGAAAAAUGACGAGUUUCAUGAUUCCAAUGUUGAUGGAAGUUUUGGAUGCUUAAGUAGGUCUGUCUCAGAACUUGAACUCGGGGAUGCAUAUUUUAAGGAUUGUAUAUUGCAAGCGACAGAUUGUAGUGCCGGGUCAAUUUGUGGAACAUCAUCCGAUGUUGUGAGCAGCCGUUCUUCAGUGUCUUCAAUCGAAAAGGAGAUUGAUCUUGAGCUAAAGUUCCAACUAGAUGCAAUUGAGUUACAGUAUCAGCAUUGGAUGGAAGAACUUAAUAGAAUGAAGUUGGAGGCAUUGGAAGCCACUAGAAGGAGAUGGAUGGCAAAGAAGAAAGAGGCUGUUCAUUGAUUUUGAGCCUAUUGAGUAACAUCUUUUUACCCUUGUCGAAGUUGUUUCAUUGUAAAUUUGAUGAUAUCUAACUGUAAUUUGUAUAUUGGAUGUGGCUCUAUUUUUGUGGAAGCGAGUGAUCUUUCUCUCCC